Molecule: messenger RNA, 783 nt
Organism: Staurois parvus
Lineage: Eukaryota; Metazoa; Chordata; Amphibia; Anura; Ranidae
Source: the annotation of a GenBank genome assembly
AUGCCAGCUGACAUGAUGGAGAAAAACUCUUCUUCCCCUGUGGCUGCCACCCCAGCCAGCAUGACAUCUACUCCGGAUAAACCCAAAACUGCUUCUGAGCACAGAAAGUCAUCCAAACCCAUCAUGGAGAAAAGGAGAAGAGCCAGAAUUAAUGAGAGCCUGAGCCAACUGAAAACCCUCAUUCUGGAUGCCUUGAAGAAAGAUAGCUCCAGGCACUCGAAGCUGGAGAAGGCUGAUAUUUUGGAGAUGACAGUGAAGCACCUCCGGAACUUGCAGAGAGUUCAGAUGACUGCUGCUCUCAGCACAGACCCCACUGUUCUGGGCAAAUACAGAGCUGGAUUCAGCGAGUGCAUGAACGAAGUCACCCGAUUCCUGUCUACUUGUGAAGGAGUCAACACCGACGUCCGGACCCGACUCCUGGGACAUCUAGCCAACUGCAUGAAUCAGAUCAAUGCCAUGAAUUACCCUGCCCAGCCCCAAAUUGGCCAGCCGUUGGUCCAGCUUCCUGCAAGCGGCCCGCAGAGCAGUCCCGCUCCCAUGGGUGGGGUUUCCUGCAAGAAGGGUGGCCCGCCAGUAGAAAAUGCCAAGGUCUAUGGUGGCUUUCAGCUAGUGCCAGCUUCAGAUGGACAAUUUGCCUUUCUUAUCACCAAUCCAGCCUUCCCACACAACGGACCUGUCAUCCCUGUCUACACAAACUCCAGUGUGAGCAAUGGAGUGCCAGCUGCCAUGUCUCCUUCCAUCAUGCCAUCAGUCACUGCAGACUCUGUAUGGAGACCCUGGUAA